Molecule: messenger RNA, 1538 nt
Organism: Lotus japonicus
Lineage: Eukaryota; Viridiplantae; Streptophyta; Magnoliopsida; Fabales; Fabaceae
Product: staphylococcal-like nuclease CAN2
Exons: 9
Coding region: 180-1187 (335 amino acids)
Cellular component (GO): cytoplasm
Molecular function (GO): nuclease activity; nucleic acid binding
Source: RefSeq, a predicted model, not a curated record
UGCUAAAAUGCCACAUAUUAUUCUGCAUUUUUUCAAUUUGUGUAACUUCCAUCUAUUAUUUCAACCCGAUCCCAACAAUAUCUAUCCCUCAUUGGUUGCCACAACAGCAACUACUAGAUUCUCUCACCCGUGAUCUUUCUUUCUAUUCUCCAAAGUUUCAAUCCUUGAUCAAUUCAACCAUGGGAAACGCCCUCAGAUUCCUCUAUUCCAAUUGCUGCAAGCCCACAGCAGCUGGUGAUUCUGAUUCACUUGGACCACAUGGUGUUUCCUCUGCCACCGUUGGUGUUUCAGCACUUGCCCAUGAUCUCUUUCACUUUGAAAACACCUCCCAGGUUCCUGAAGGACUGAGCAAGCAUGUUAAGUCUUCUAAAAAGGCUCAAGCUAACUGGUAUAGAAAGUUAGUGGAUGCUUGGAAAGAGGCAAAACCCCCUCCCAGGACACCUGAAGAAGCAGCUAGGCUUGUUAUUCAGACAUUGAAAAGACAUCAGAAAGCAGAUGUUGAGGGGUUGUUGACUUUCUAUGGUCUUCCUCUACCACACACCCUAGUUGAAGUAGUUGCUCAACCCCCUACAUCGUUGCCUCAUGGAGUACAAUAUGAAAUGCACACCUUGCCGGUGGAUGCAAAAGCAGUGGCAGAUGGUGAUACUGUAACAGUUUAUGUCAGCACAGCAGAUCCCAGGGAAUCAUCAACUGUCCCUGCCAACAUUCAUGCGGCAGCUGUGCGUAGAUCAGAAGCUCGUUCUCGAAGGAAUUAUGAAGAAGCAGAUGCAUUACACAAACAGAUUAUUGAUGCAGGAUAUAGGAUGCUUUCUUUUCAAAACGAGGAAGUCCUAGCUAAGAAGUAUAGGAUUCGACUAAGGGGAAUUGAUGCACCAGAAAGUGCAAUGCCAUAUGGAAAGGAAGCUAAAAUGGAACUGACCAAGGUUCUUCAGGGUAAGUCUUUGAGGGUCCUAAUUUAUGGAGAAGAUCGCUAUGGUCGUUGUGUAGGUGAUAUCUAUUGUAAUGGCAUUUUUGUUCAGGAAUUGAUGCUUAAGAAGGGUUUAGCAUGGCACUACUCAGCUUAUGACAAAAGACCCGAAUUAGAAACUUGGGAGAAAGAAGCUAGAGCAAAGCGAGUUGGAUUAUGGGCUUCAAAAAACCCUGAGAAACCAUGGGAUUGGAGAAAGGACAGAAGAGAAGCUAACUAAGUGUUUGAAAAUCUUUCUGUAAUUGAUUAUGGAGCCAGAAUCAGUUCUGAGGAAAGAAAAGUUGAUCCAAACACAAUAUAACAUUGGCUGGAUAAAAUCACACCAGCGGAAUCCCUAUACACCAGGGUGCCAACAGAGAAUUGAACUUAUCAGUAAAUCCUAGGGAUAAAUUCAAACAAAGAUCCCUCAUUCAUUAUUAAGGGAUCAUUGUUGUAACUUGUAACAGACUAUGUUUAUAUGGAGCAGUUGUGAACUAACUGAUACUAUUGAUGAGGGUGAAAAUCCGUGAGAAGAGUCCCUUAUCUAGGCGAGAGAGUUCAUAUACAACAUAUUACAUGGCAUCAUUGUUCA